Messenger RNA from Vicia villosa (hairy vetch), 1508 nucleotides. RefSeq names its product thymidylate kinase-like. NCBI's taxonomy places the organism in Eukaryota, Viridiplantae, Streptophyta, Magnoliopsida, Fabales, Fabaceae. Gene Ontology annotation, cellular component: cytoplasm; nucleus; cytosol. The transcript is spliced from 7 exons. The record is from RefSeq and is a predicted model, not a curated record. The coding region runs from base 161 to 949 and encodes 262 amino acids. Gene Ontology annotation, molecular function: ATP binding; dTMP kinase activity. Gene Ontology annotation, biological process: dTDP biosynthetic process; dTTP biosynthetic process; dUDP biosynthetic process.
UUCUGAUUUAGUUUCCCCCACACUAACGUCCAAACCCGCUUGCAGAUCUACUUCCCAAUUUCCGCCGCCGUGCGGCUUCACCAACGUUGUCGUGUUCCUCCCGUCGUUUAAAUCGCCGCUCUUCCUCGUCAGUAUCUCAGUUUAAAGGUGUGGUUAGGAUAUGAUCUAUGCCACUUGCAUCACAACAUUCAAGUCACUGAGCUCCAGAGCACUAGUUUUGCGCACUUCAUUGAAUUUUCAAGCAAAGUUAUCCUCUAGGUGUUCUCCUAGGCGGAUAAGAAUGGAAACUAAUCUUAGUUGCAGCACGGAGGGCAACAACAAGGAGGCUAGAGGUGCCUUGGUUGUCCUAGAAGGACUGGAUCGUUCAGGGAAGUCUUCUCAGUGUAGUAGACUAGUGUCCUACUUGGAGGGACAAGGGCUUUCUGCUGAGCUAUGGAGGUUUCCGGAUAGAACUACGGAUGUUGGCCAAAUGAUAUCUGCUUAUCUUGCAAACGCGUCACAGUUGGAUGAUCAUACUAUUCAUCUUCUCUUCAGUGCUAAUCGUUGGGAAAAGAGGUCAUUGAUGGAAGAAAAAUUGAAAAGUGGAACAACCCUCAUUGUUGAUCGUUAUUCUUAUUCUGGAGUGGCUUUCUCUUCUGCUAAGGGACUAGAUAUUGAAUGGUGUAAGGCCCCGGAGAUUGGAUUGCUGGCUCCAGAUCUGGUAGCAUACCUUGACAUAUCACCAGAUAAAGCUGCAGAAAGAGGAGGGUAUGGUGAUGAGAGAUAUGAGAAGCUGGAGUUUCAGAAGAAAGUUGCUGAACGUUACAAAGUUCUUCAUGAUGCCUCCUGGAAGAUUGUAGACGCUUGCCUACCCAUAGAAGAUGUGGAGAAACAGUUGCAAGAAAUCGUACUCGCUAGUGUCACAGAAUGCCAAAAGGGAAAGUCCCUCGCCUCCUUGUGGUUGACAUAAACAUGCACUCUUGAAAGGGAUGUCAUGUAUGAACAAAUAUGCCUUAUAAAUUAUGUACACUAAACCCCAUCAUAGUUUAAAAUUUGUUUGCCAAGUGGUUUGAAGAUAGCUUGGAGAAAUUUUAAUAUGCUCAACAUAGAAGGAAUGUACCAUUCCUGAUUCAACAAAUGCUGAAGCCUUCUAUACCGAAAUUACAUCAAGACUUGCAUCUGGAUUGCCUCAAGAGUGUUUUAUGUUCGUGUUACCACCGAAAGAUGGUAUUAUGGGAAAAAGCCGAAUUGGUCCGAAGAUUAUUUAUUAAUCGAUCAAAAGUUACAUCUGUUUAUUUGCCUUGAUAGCUGCUUGUUUUUUAAAUUAAAUUCUCUUUAUGUUGUUAACAUUAUAUAAGUUUGCAAAUAGUAAGGAUUCACUUGACCCGAACCUAGCUCAUUAUUUGUCUGUGUUUUAUGACCGAAACAAGAUCAGGUUUGCUUGGUUGUAGUAAAAUUUAUAAGCUCAUUAGUUGUGAAAUAAACAAGUCAAAAAUUUAAGAUAAUUUAAUUUAAUAGAAUUUUUUGAA